Homalodisca vitripennis (glassy-winged sharpshooter) is the source of this 2272-nucleotide messenger RNA. RefSeq lists its product as uncharacterized. Gene Ontology annotation, molecular function: protein binding. Lineage: Eukaryota; Metazoa; Arthropoda; Insecta; Hemiptera; Cicadellidae. Bases 212 to 2251 code for a protein of 679 amino acids. The record is from RefSeq and is a predicted model, not a curated record. The transcript is spliced from 9 exons.
AAUGUACAUGCAGAGUAGAGACAGAUUCCCGGUCACAAAAGGAAAUUUUUGUAUUAGGUUAUAUUUGAGUUACCUUACCGUUUUGGUCGUUACCUUUAUAGUUGAACAGCAGAAAUAGAAGUGUUUGUCACAAGUUCGCUAUGACCACACUGGCUAGUUUACAUACUUAAAUUACGACUUUUUAAAAGAAUAAUUGUGAUUUAAGUGAAAUAUGGAGGAAAAUGACUUAUUGAAUCUGUACAAUAGUGGAAAUUAUAUAGCUUGUAUACAGAUUUUAGAAGGAACAGAAAUAUUGGGUAACGAUACAAAAUAUCUACGGGUUAAAUUAAAACAUGUAAAUGAAAUUACAAGAGAACUUCUGUGCCUUAAUAAUUUAACACUCUGUCAAGCCAUGAUAGAGCAAUCUGGAAAUGAAGAAAAGUGGUCAGAAGCCCUAAACCGUUUUAUGAAACUGCAAUCAAAUUAUAGAAGUUUAUCAGUUAUACCUUUAGAACUGGAAUUAAAUGUUUUACACAAUAUCCUGUGGUGGUUUUUGACCAGACCCCAUUCUUUAAGAUACAAAACAACUCCCCAGAGUAUCUUGGAUAUUGUCUCAAAGUGUCUAAUUAAAGUGUUGAAAUCCUGUAAUGAGUCUGUGCUGGGGCAGGAGUCGUGUUUCCAAGACUCAAGUUGUCUCAUCACUCUACUGAAGCGAGCCUCAGAUCAGCUAUUGAGGUUAUCUGCUGUUGUUUGCACACAGCUGCUAAGUGUGAUUACAUUGACAGUCCAUUUGCUGUUGAGGCAGCAAGAUACAGAAUUCCUGACUGAAUAUAUGGGCGUACUGAGAAAAGCUAUCGAUCAGCUAGAUUUGCUGAGACUCCAUGUCCAGAGAGAGACCCAGAGAGGUGAUGAAGAGGUUUACUUUAAGUUUGGUCUUACUCGAAUGAACUCUACAGCAUCACUGAACAACUGUGGAGAUACAAUAAACGCUUUUGUCAUAACUGGAAGCAUUGUGUGUGCCGUGAAUAAUGAAAAUGAACAAGGAAUGGACUGUUUGAAACAGAUAGCCGAGGAAGGAAAUAGUUUUCCUUUUAUAUCCAACUACUUGAAAGCAUACUGUUGCCUCCACUCCCAGCAUUAUAACGAGGCUAAGCUCUGUUUAGCGUACACCACAUCCAGCCCAUUACCACCUCCCCACCAGGCCCACUACCGACUUCUGCUGGCUCGGCUGCUGAGUGAACAGGGAGACCACAAGGCCGCCCUGCUGCAGUGUGAGGCGGCCUUAGCCUCAGCACACUCCUCACCAGGACAUCCUAGUCAUUCACUCGCCACCCUCAUGGCUGCCAGUGAGGCUCACCAUCUCCAUUUAUCCACUGCACAGCUCAAUUAUCUCAAACGACUUGUGGAAUUUUUAAAGCCAAAGUCUACAGAAGAGAAUGUAAAGUUUGAUGGAUUUGAAGAGUGGUGUUUAACAGUACUAAACCAACAGUUCUCAGUUACCGUCCACGAAGCUGUGUACACUCUAGCUAGAGAGCAGUACCUCGCAGGGUAUCACCUGAAGGCGCUAGAGAGCUACAAUGAACUGUCAGAGUUGCUAAAGUCUCAGAUUUGCGAGUCGUCGCAACUGUUGCCUCGUCAGGUGCAGAUUCUGCAUGAGACUGUGCUUGCUCAUCUCAAAGGAAACAGUCUUACAGGAGGCGAGCAGUUGUGCCGACAACUUGUGAGAGAGUAUGUACCGUCCGGUACUGUCACACUAAGAGAGGGAGAGGGAUGUUGGGAGGCAGCCUUAUACCGUCUGGAGGAGGAUGUUGUGUCUAUGGUACUGCUGGCAGACAUCCUCAGUGGCUCUGACAAGAAUAGAGCCCUAGAGCAGCUGAAUAGGUGUUACAAUGUUGUAAGUGAGGCCAGGGAUCAGCCUUUUUUGCAAGUGGAUACUCACACAGAGCUUUGUGAUUGGCUCAUGAGCAGGAUAAUGUUGCGGAAAGCUCGUCUAAGCCGCACUGAGGAUGCUGUUCACUACUUCCGCAGAGCUCUUAUCCACAAGCCAGGUGACAAGGAGGUUAUGUUCCACUACAAACAGUGGUCACUGUGGCAUCCUGACCACCAGUCCUUUGAUCCUGGAGAUCACGUGGCAGAGUUCCCUGCAGACCAGGUGUACAACCUCGCACUCAGACACAUCCUCACCUGUGCUGUCAGUGAAGAAGAAUGGGCAGCUUUUUUUGACCAUGAAAGUUCACAGAAUGUCCUUGAAACAUUAUUUGAUGAUGAUUAAUUAAAGAUUGAUUAAAAAUCA